Messenger RNA from Penicillium odoratum, 615 nucleotides. Its product is annotated as nuclear transcription factor Y subunit beta. Gene Ontology annotation, molecular function: protein heterodimerization activity; RNA polymerase II cis-regulatory region sequence-specific DNA binding; DNA-binding transcription activator activity, RNA polymerase II-specific. NCBI's taxonomy places the organism in Eukaryota, Fungi, Ascomycota, Eurotiomycetes, Eurotiales, Aspergillaceae. The transcript is spliced from 4 exons. Gene Ontology annotation, biological process: regulation of transcription by RNA polymerase II. Gene Ontology annotation, cellular component: CCAAT-binding factor complex; nucleus. The record is from RefSeq and is a predicted model, not a curated record. The coding region runs from base 1 to 615 and encodes 204 amino acids.
AUGUCGUCGGCCUCGCCAUCGAAGGAGCCGGAAGUUGACCCCGAGGUUCAAUCGGGUGAAGAGCAGGACCAAAUGGACAAAGACCAGCACGAUCUUGCCAUGCAGGGACACGAGUUUGAAGUGAAAGAGCAAGAUCGGUGGCUUCCGAUUGCAAAUGUUGCCCGCAUUAUGAAGUUGGCCUUACCUGAAAAUGCGAAGAUUGCAAAGGAAGCCAAGGAAUGCAUGCAAGAGUGCGUGAGCGAGUUCAUUUCGUUUAUCACCAGUGAGGCAUCCGAGAAAUGCCAGCAGGAGAAACGCAAGACCGUCAACGGCGAGGACAUUUUGUUUGCUAUGACUUCUCUUGGGUUUGAGAACUAUGCCGAGGCCCUUAAGAUUUAUCUUUCCAAAUAUCGCGAGACCCAAUCCGCGCGUGGUGAGAACCAAGGUCGACCUACUAGCAGUGGCUAUGGCGCUGGUGGUGCUGCCCAGGGACGCCCAGCCGGGUUUCCUGAAGCUGGCGAGGGUGGUAACAGCAUCUUGAAUCCUGGCUUGGACCCCUCAGAAGAUGCUGCUGCCUAUGGGUACCCUCCCAUGGUGGGUCAGCCGCAUAAUGGCGCGGGCGGCGACUCGUACUAA